Molecule: messenger RNA, 513 nt
Organism: Epithele typhae
Lineage: Eukaryota; Fungi; Basidiomycota; Agaricomycetes; Polyporales; Epitheliaceae
Exons: 6
Coding region: 1-513 (170 amino acids)
Source: RefSeq, a predicted model, not a curated record
AUGUUCUACAACCCGAUAAAUCCCACCCAGGCAAGCUUCAGUAUGCAGGAUUCGUCCGCGGCGGUGGUCCUACCGGGACGGACAAUGUGGUUGAUGUUGGACAUCGCGAGUUUGCCCGCGGACCGCCUCUCCGAGCUUGCGUUCUUCUUUGGAGGUGUUACAGAUGACCGUCUCAUCUUCGGAGCAGCGUCCCGGCGACGACCAAAGAACAAGCCAGCCCCUUCGCCCUCCUCGACAUCCAUGACGCCACCGUUGCGCGGGACCUCCGCCCCAGCUCAACACCACCUCAGACCCGACGGAGCGCAUCGAGAUCAAAGCUACCCUGGUGUGAAAGGAGAGACGUACGACGAGCUGGGAGGUGUGAGCAUUGGGUUCAUAGCACACGCGUUGAGGCCCCAAGCGAACCAGCUCGUGCGCAGCGAAGUCAGUGGAUGGUGCAUCGCGCGCUCGCGCCGGCAGCCGCGUGCUCUCGAUCUCUUUGAAGCGAACGUGCCCGUGUUAAUAGAAGAUUAG